CUGACAUUCGAUUCACGAUGUAAAAGUCAAGCGUGUUCGGCCCCGGUGAGCAUUUUUUUUCUUUUCUUUUUCGCAGGUUCUCCUGUAAGAAUAUGGUAUAUCAUGGCUACUCUUGUCGAAAACAAUCCCAGAAUGCCUCCUGGGUCUAGUGAUCCCGAGAAAGCUGCAGAGGAACUUUCCGCUGCAAUGGAAGAAGCGAAGCUUGACGAGAAACUUAGCGAAACAGCUGCUGCUUCCACAGUGCCGCCCACAGAGCCAGGCGCAGGAUAUGCGACCGAUAUCCAAGAUAGAGGUUCAUCGACGCCCGCCGCGUCAAAGAAGCUGAACCUUCCACGCAGCGCAGCCGACGGAGUGAUCAAGACUCCGCUGGGCGAGCCCCUAGAAACCUCGAAACCUCCCUCUAGGCCUGCCUUAACGCCUGAACAAGAGAAGAAAUACGACACACUACUGAAGAGUGUGCUAUCUUGGACUGAACUACCCGAGAAUUCCGCGAAAGGCUCCAAGUCAUUGCCUUUGACAGACUCGGAACGGAUGUUCCUUACACGAGAGUGUUUAUUACGAUAUCUGAGGGCCACUAAUUGGAAUGUGGCUCAAUCGGAACAAAGAUUGAAGAACACAUUGAUCUGGCGGCGCGAGUAUGGGCUUGAAAAACACACAAAGGACUACAUAUCCGUCGAGAAUGCUACAGGCAAGCAAAUAAUAUUAGGUUGGGAUCAUCACGGACGGACGUGCCAAUACUUGAGGCCCUCGAAACAGAAUACGGAACGCAGUGAUCGCCAAAUCCAACACCUUGUCUUUAUGCUGGAGCGAGCGAUUGAUUUGAUGCCACCUGGUCAGGAAACAUUGGCGCUGCUCAUCAAUUUCGCAGAAACCAAAUCCGGACAGGGCGCUACUCUUUCCCAAGGAAAGCAGACCCUGAAUAUCUUGCAGAACCACUACCCUGAACGCCUCGGUCGCGCGCUGGUCACGAAUGUACCGUUCUACAUUUGGGGCUUCUUCAAACUCAUCACUCCUUUCAUUGACCCGUUGACACGAGAGAAGAUCAGGUUCAAUGAGGACAUGGGCCUACACGUGCCGAGAGAACAACUGUUGAAGGAGAGUGGCGGCUUAGUCGAGUUCGAAUAUGAUCAUGACAAGUAUUGGCCGGCACUGAACGAUCUAUGUGAAUUAAAGAGGGUGGAACGUCAAGCUCGAUGGGAGAAGGGAGGGAAAAGAAUCGGCGAGUCCGAGUUGUAUCUCAAGGGAGGCGAGGAGAAGAGUCUGACGGAAUGCGAGCAGGAUACAGCUUCCACCAGCACUUGAGAUUAUCGAUACAAGUUACUCAAAUCAUUGAGCAGCUAGGCGUUCAGGUUGGAUUAUUAUGUGGCCUAGAGCGAUGGAUGGAGAUAUUGUUGGUAGCGUACCCUCUUAUUUUUCAACUAGACUAGAGCCCUAGAGCGAUCCAGCCGGGCGCAUGCUGUAGCACAGACGACUAUCCGGAGAUGGCAAGACUCGAACGAGUCUGAAAAUGCUGAUAGACUCGAGGGCUGACAAGUUGUCCUUCUAGAAAAAGAGCCUCGCAUGAUCACAUGCCAAUCACGGUGACCUGAGAUGAGCUGAGUCC
This is a messenger RNA of Exophiala oligosperma, 1603 nucleotides long. RefSeq lists its product as uncharacterized. The record is from RefSeq and is a predicted model, not a curated record. Gene Ontology annotation, molecular function: phosphatidylinositol transfer activity. NCBI's taxonomy places the organism in Eukaryota, Fungi, Ascomycota, Eurotiomycetes, Chaetothyriales, Herpotrichiellaceae. Bases 103 to 1302 code for a protein of 399 amino acids. The transcript has a single exon.